UUUAGGAUAACCAACUUAACCACCAAGACAACAGAUGAAAAAAACAUAACAGCAACUUGAAAUUAGAAAUUAUCAAAAUCAUACAACAAAAGAAAAGUUUAGCGUUAAUAAUUAAACUGUUCGUUCGUCAUUUUCAAAAAUCCUCAUGCUCAUUCUCCCAGCAGUCCAGCACGCACGAGGGAGGACAAAGUCAGCAGAUUUAGGUUAGGUUCUCAAUGUAAACAUUACUUUCUGGGUGUGUUCUUCUUCUUCGACCGAGAUACGCUGGGAGUGAGCCUUCUGUUGGUGAAGCCUAUAUAUUCUGUGGCCGUGCCGCCGGCUGUAGAAGUGUCAACUCAACAUCAACUGUACUUUAAAGUGAGGGAAGUCUGUAGUUUGGUAAAGUGCAAGUACCUAUGAUGUGAAGACUCUAGUUGCCAAGAGGAAUCAGAAUAGGUACUUACUUUUGAAUGUUUAGACGAAUAUUAAGUGUUUAAGAGUAAUGGAGUGGAGUGUGUGAAUUCUCUCAGGCUCGUUACACUUAGCAGUGACUCUGCCUCUAGUUAUACCUAGCUAUGUUGGAACUGCUCCAUCAACAAGUUAUUCAGAUCAAAGUUUGUCAAGCAUUGUUUCUCAUGAUGAACACAAUGACUGCAAAAAACAUGCUGUUUUUAGUCUUAGUCGAAUGGAAGCAUACUUUCUUAGUGGUCAACUAACAGAUGUUAUUCUAACUGCAGGCGGGAGACAAAUAGCAGCACAUAAACUUGUUUUAAGUGCAGGCUCUGAAUAUUUUGCUGCUAUGUUCACCAGUGAUUUAUGCGAAGCAAGACAAAAUGAAAUAACGCUCCAAAACAUUGAUGGGGAAGCGUUGUGGCACUUGGUUCACUAUUGCUAUACAGGACACAUUGAAUUACAAGAGGAAAGUGUUGAAACCCUUCUGAGCACAGCGAGCCUCUUACAAUUGAAUAGUGUGGUUGAAACCUGCUGUCGUUUUCUAACGAAACAAUUGCAUCCUUCCAAUUGUAUUGGAAUUUGCGUGUUUGCUGAUAAUCAAGGUUGUGCAAGUCUUCAAGCAGCUGCUCGAGCCUACAUAGAAGAACAUUUUGUGCAAGUUAUAUGCAACCAAGAGUACCUGCUUUUGCCAAUAGAUGAAGUAUGUAAACUGCUAGAAUCUGAUAAUUUGAACGUGCCCUCCGAAGAAACAAUUUUUCAGGCUGUGAUGAUUUGGAUUAGUCAUGAUAAAAUCAACAGGAAGGAAGGUGCCGCACGGUUGCUGGAGCUCGUGAGACUCCCACUUAUUUCUCCCUCCUUCAUUGCUGAUUUGAUCGAGCCGGAGACAGUUUUCCGUGAUGAUAAAUAUUGUCAAGAUUUAAUCAUGGAAGCCAUGAAGUACCAUUUGUUGCCUGAGAGAAGGCAAUUAUUGCAGUCACAGAGAACUCGGCCACGCAAAUCCACUGUUGGAGUCUUAUACGCUGUUGGAGGGAUGGAAGUUACCAAAGGUGAAUCAUGUUUCGAAAAAGUCUAACAUGUGGUUAUGGAAAAAUUGGUCGACUGCAUGCAACCGACUUGAAGCCGACUUCAGGGAUAAGAAGGCAUCGAUUCACUCAGAGCAUCGAGCUGCAGCCGGUCGCGUCAGUAAAUCCGAAAAAUUUUGGACCUCUGUCCAUGGAUGGAAGGAGAGGAGAGAAGAAGAGAAGAAUUCGUGCAGCUCGUGUAUGAAAAAGUACAAGCAAGUCACGCUUGUUGCGGAGCUCAUAAUUGAAGGGGAAAAA
Messenger RNA from Bemisia tabaci, 1751 nucleotides. The record is from RefSeq and is a predicted model, not a curated record. NCBI's taxonomy places the organism in Eukaryota, Metazoa, Arthropoda, Insecta, Hemiptera, Aleyrodidae.